Alternaria triticimaculans is the source of this 1293-nucleotide messenger RNA. RefSeq lists its product as uncharacterized. Bases 1 to 1293 code for a protein of 430 amino acids. Lineage: Eukaryota; Fungi; Ascomycota; Dothideomycetes; Pleosporales; Pleosporaceae. The record is from RefSeq and is a predicted model, not a curated record. The transcript is spliced from 2 exons.
AUGGAUUUGUUGGACCUACCGCCUGAAAUAUUUCAGAAGAUCAUCGCAAGUUAUGUUCACACCGUCGGGAUCUGCAAGGCUUGGGAGCGCCGCAAGGUCUGCAAAACAUUCGCUGCCUUCAUCUCCGCAGAGUGCUUUGGCAGGCAGCCUAUGAACAAAUACGUGCAUCCACCAGCAAAGAAACUGUUCUUGCAACACCUCGGUCUAUAUCUUGGGUACCGAAUUGAAGCCGCAAAUGGAGCACCAACACUAUUGCCUACUCUUAUUCGCAAAGUGAUUGACCAGUUCAUGACCGUCACCAAUCAAACAUCGGAUGUCGUCCGUGCCUCCUACACGCAAAAAGUCUGCGACACCAUCAAGUACUGCAGCCCUACCGCCUACACCCUUGCGACAGCACCCACCGUCUUGACAUGCAACAACGUCGCCAGCGACUCACUCGACACAUGUUGCUUAGUCAUUGCGACAGCGAUAAAAGACAACCAACUUGUCGAUUAUUACCUCUCUCAUGGUGUCUCUGUGUGGAGCACGACGCGCGCCUUCUACCCGCCCAUUACCGUUGCUGCGGUGAUUCAAUCUGUCGAGUUGGUAUCUCAGUUCCUGGAGCAAGCAGAGAGCGGUCUUGCGAAAACAAAGAAAGCCAAGGCGAAGGGGAUACUGGCCAAGUGCAUGGCCAUCGUUACUACUGGAACAAAAGGCUGGGAAGUGGCCAUCGUGCUGACAGACUGGUGGUAUCAGCAUCUUCCUAAACCAGAACCAGGAAGAAUCCUUCAAUGGAUCUAUCGAGCUGUGGAAUCUUGUGCGGCCGAAUUUCUUCAUCAUAUCCUCGACCACGGUAUCACCCUGACAAUGAAAGCCGACCUAGUACGACGCGUCUAUCAAACACAUUUUAGGGCCGAAGCCCAGGACCUUCUCGCUGGGGCUUUGAUUGAUCGAGGUAUUCUGGACGUGUCGAAAUUUCAUCAUGACGCGAGAGAUUUCUCCGGCUCUCUUUUGGCCCUAGCUGUUAAGGAGUCCAACAUCCCACUUGCUAGAAGAUACUUGGACUCUAGUCUGGGCCGCAACGGCUUGCGAAAUCGAAAGGGCGAAUACGAAUUUCCGCUGAUCCGUGCCGUGGAAAAGGCCGACGAUGAUAUGGUCAAGCUUCUACUGGAAUAUGGCACCGAUCCAUCCCCAGCGCUAUGUUGGAUUCGCUUAGGAGCUAUCAUACUUGAUCGGGAGACCGAGCAAAGGUUCAAGGCAUUGCUAAGCGCCGCGACAUAUGACGCAAGAAAGGAAUGGCGUCGCGAUCGCUAG